Knipowitschia caucasica is the source of this 12753-nucleotide messenger RNA. NCBI's taxonomy places the organism in Eukaryota, Metazoa, Chordata, Actinopteri, Gobiiformes, Gobiidae. The record is from the annotation of a GenBank genome assembly.
AUGUCCAGUUAUCUGUUCAUCGUGAAGUACGAGCUGCCGCUGGUCAUUCAGACUUUUCUAGGACAAACCUCUGCCUCAGAUGACUGGUUCAUGAACGGGAACUACCUCAUCAUCAUCGUCACCGUCUGCAUCAUCCUCCCACUGGCCCUGAUGAAACACCUGGGGUACCUAGGCUACACCAGUGGCUUCUCUCUGUCCUGUAUGGUCUUCUUCCUCUGUGCUGUGAUCUAUAAGAAGUUCCAGAUCCCGUGUCCUCUGGACGUCUUCACCAACUCCUCGUCUCUGUCUCCAGAAGACUCCUGCUCUGCCAAACUCUUCACCAUCAACUCUCAGGUACGCACCUCACCCGCACCUCACCCGCACCUCACCCGCACCUCACCCUCACCCUUACCUCACCCACACCUCACCCACACCUCACCCGCACCUCACCCGCACCUCACCCGCACCUCACCCACACCUCACCCUCACCCUUACCUCACCCACACCUCACCCGCACCUCACCCGCACCUCACCCGCACCUCACCCGCACCUCACCCUCACCUCACCCGCACCUCACCCGCACCUCACCCGCACCUCACCCUCACCCUUACCUCACCCACACCUCACCCACACCUCACCCGCACCUCACCCGCACCUCACCCGCACCUCACCCACACCUCACCCUCACCCUUACCUCACCCCCACCCCACCUCACCCGCACCUCACCCGCACCUCACCCGCACCUCACCCGCACCUCACCCGCACCUCACCCGCACCUCACCCGCACCUCACCCGCACCUCACCCGCACCUCACCCGCACCUCACCCGCACCUCACCCGCACCUCACCCGCACCUCACCCGCACCUCACCCGCACCUCACCCGCACCUCACCCGCACCCCACCCGCACCUCACCCGCACCUCACCCGCACCUCACCCGCACCUCACCCACCCUCACCCACACUCCCCCUGUCCUCACCCACACCUCCCCCUGUCCUCACCCAGACCUCCCCCAGACCUCCCCCUGUCCUCCCCCUGUCCUCACUCACACCUCCCCCUGUCCUCACCCACACCUCCCCAGUCCUCCCCCCCCAGACCUCCCCCUGUCCUCACCCACACCCCCUGUCCUCCCCAACCCGUCCUCCCACCCCUGUCCUCACCCAACCCCCUGUCCUCACCCAGACCUCCCCUCCUCCCCACCCUCCCCUGUCCCCCAGACCUCCCCCUGUCCUCCAACCUCCCCCUGUCCUCACCCACACCUCCCGUCCUCACCCACUCCCCCUGUCCUCACCCCAGACCUCCCCCUGUCCUCCCCACACCUCCCCUGUCCUCCCCAGACCUCCCCUGUCCUCACUCAGACCUCCCCCUGUCCUCACCCACACCUCCCCCUGUCCUCACUCAGACCUCCCCCUGUCCUCACUCAGACCUCCCCCUGUCCUCCCCCAGACCUCCCCCUGUCCUCACUCAGACCUCCCCCUGUCCUCCCCCAGACCUCCCUCUGUCCUCACCCACACCUCCCCCUGUCCUCACUCAGACCUCCCCCUGUCCUCACCCACACCUCCCCAGACCUCCCCCUGUCCUCACUCAGACCUCCCCUGUCCUCACUCAGACCUCCCCCUGUCCUCACCCACACCUCCCCCUGUCCUCACCCACACCUCCCCCUGUCCUCACCCACACCUCCCCCUGUCCUCACUCACACCUCCCCUGUCCUCACCCACACCUCCCCCUGUCCUCACCCACACCUCCCCCUGUCCUCACCCACACCUCCCCCUGUCCUCACUCAGACCUCCCCCUGUCCUCACCCACACCUCCCCCUGUCCUCACUCAGACCUCCCCCUGUCCUCACCAGACCUCCCCCUGACCUCCCCCUGUCCUCACUCAGACCUCCCCCUGUCCUCACCCAGACCUCCCUCUGUCCUCACCCAGACCUCCCCCUGUCCUCACCCACACCUCCCCCUGUCCUCACUCAGACCUCCCCCUGUCCUCCCCAGACCUCCCCCUGUCCUCACUCAGACCUCCCCCUGUCCUCACCCACAACCUCCCCCUGUCCUCACUCAGACCUCCCUCUGUCCUCACCCAGACCUCCCCUGUCCUCACCCACACCUCCCCCUGUCCUCACUCACCCUCCCCCUGUCCUCACCCACACCUCCCCCUGUCCUCACUCAGACCUCCCCCUGUCCUCACUCAGACCUCCCCCUGUCCUCACUCAGACCUCCCCCUGUCCUCACUCAGACCUCCCUCUGUCCUCACUCAGACCUCCCUCUGUCCUCACUCAGACCUCCCUCUGUCCUCACUCAGACCUCCCCCUGUCCUCACUCAGACCUCCCUCUGUCCUCACCCACACCUCCCCCUGUCCUCACUCAGACCUCCCCCUGUCCUCCCCACACCUCCCCCUGUCCUCACUCAGACUCCCCCUGUCCUCCCCCAGACCUCCCCCUGUCCUCACCCACACCUCCCCCUGUCCUCACUCAGACCUCCCUCUGUCUCCCCCACACCUCCCCCUGUCCUCACUCAGACCUCCCCCUGUCCUCACUCAGACCUCCCUCUGUCCUCACCAGACCUCCCUCUGUCCUCACCAGACCUCCCUCUGUCCUCACCCAGACCUCCCCCUGUCCUCACUCAGACCUCCCUCUGUCCUCACCCAGACCUCCCCUGUCCUCACUCAGACCUCCCUCUGUCCUCACUCAGACCUCCCCCUGUCCUCACCCAGACCUCCCUCUGUCCUCACUCACACCUCCCCCUGUCCUCACCCACACCUCCCCCUGUCCUCACCCAGACCUCCCUCUGUCCUCACCCAGACCUCCCUCUGUCCUCACCCACACCUCCCCCUGUCCUCACCCAGACCUCCCUCUGUCCUCACCCAGACCUCCCCCUGUCCUCACCCAGACCUCCCCCUGUCCUCACCCACACCUCCCCCUGUCCUCACUCAGACCUCCCCCUGUCCUCACUCAGACCUCCCCCUGUCCUCACCCACACCUCCCUCUCUCCUCCCUCAGACCUCCCCCUGUCCUCACCCACACCUCCCCCUGUCCUCACUCAGACCUCCCCCUGUCCUCACCCAGACCUCCCUCUGUCCUCACCCACACCUCCCCCUGUCCUCACUCAGACCUCCCUCUGUCCUCACUCAGACCUCCCUCUGUCCUCACUCAGACCUCCCUCUGUCCUCACUCAGACCUCCCUCUGUCCUCACUCAGACCUCCCCCUGUCCUCACCCACACCUCCCCCUGUCCUCACUCAGACCUCCCCCUGUCCUCACCCAGACCUCCCUCUGUCCUCACUCAGACCUCCCCCUGUCCUCACCCACACCUCCCUCUGUCCUCCCCCAGACCUCCCCCUGUCCUUACCCAGACCUCCCCCUGUCCUCACCCACACCUCCCCCUGUCCUCACUCAGACCUCCCCCUGUCCUCACUCAGACCUCCCCCUGUCCUCACCCAGACCUCCCCCUGUCCUCACUCACACCUCCCUCUGUCCUCACCCACACCUCCCCCUGUCCUCACCCAGACCUCCCUCUGUCCUCACUCAGACCUCCCCCUGUCCUCACCCAGACCUCCCCCUGUCCUCACCCAGACCUCCCCCUGUCCUCACCCAGACCUCCCCCUGUCCUCACCCACACCUCCCUCUGUCCUCACUCAACCUCCCCCUGUCCUCACCCACACCUCCCCCUGUCCUCACUCAGACCUCCCUCUGUCCUCACUCAGACCUCCCCCUGUCCUCACUCAGACCUCCCCCUGUCCUCACCCACACCUCCCCCUGUCCUCACCCACACCUCCCUCUGUCCUCACUCAGACCUCCCUCUGUCCUCACUCAGACCUCCCUCUGUCCUCACUCAGACCUCCCCCUGUCCUCACCCACACCUCCCCCUGUCCUCACCCAGACCUCCCCCUGUCCUCACUCAGACCUCCCUCUGUCCUCACUCAGACCUCCCUCUGUCCUCACCCACACCUCCCUCUGUCCUCACUCAGACCUCCCCCUGUCCUCACCCACACCUCCCCCUGUCCUCACUCAGACCUCCCCCUGUCCUUACCCAGACCUCCCCCUGUCCUCACUCAGACCUCCCCCUGUCCUCACCCACACCUCCCCCUGUCCUCACUCAGACCUCCCCCUGUCCUCACCCACACCUCCCCCUGUCCUCACUCAGACCUCCCCCUGUCCUCACCCACACCUCCCUCUGUCCUCACUCAGACCUCCCCCUGUCCUCACCCACACCUCCCCCUGUCCUCACCCACACCUCCCCCUGUCCUCACUCAGACCUCCCUCUGUCCUCACUCAGACCUCCCUCUGUCCUCACCCACACCUCCCCCUGUCCUCACUCAGACCUCCCUCUGUCCUCACCCACACCUCCCCCUGUCCUCACUCAGACCUCCCUCUGUCCUCACCCACACCUCCCCCUGUCCUCACUCAGACCUCCCCCUGUCCUCACCCACACCUCCCCCUGUCCUCACUCAGACCUCCCCCUGUCCUCACCCACACCUCCCCCUGUCCUCACUCAGACCUCCCCCUGUCCUCACCCACACCUCCCUCUGUCCUCACUCAGACCUCCCCCUGUCCUCACCCACACCUCCCCCUGUCCUCACUCAGACCUCCCCCUGUCCUCACCCACACCUCCCCCUGUCCUCACUCAGACCUCCCCCUGUCCUCACCCACACCUCCCCCUGUCCUCACUCAGACCUCCCCCUGUCCUCACCCACACCUCCCCCUGUCCUCACUCAGACCUCCCCCUGUCCUCACCCACACCUCCCCCUGUCCUCACCCACACCUCCCUCUGUCCUCACCCAGACCUCCCUCUGUCCUCACUCAGACCUCCCUCUGUCCUCACCCACCCUCCCCCUGUCCUCCCUCAGACCUCCCUCUGUCCUUACCCAGACCUCCCCCUGUCCUCACUCAGACCUCCCCCUGUCCUCACUCAGACCUCCCCCUGUCCUCACCCACACCUCCCCCUGUCCUUACCCAGACCUCCCUCUGUCCUCACUCAGACCUCCCCCUGUCCUCACUCAGACCUCCCUCUGUCCUCACUCAGACCUCCCCCUGUCCUCACUCAGACCUCCCUCUGUCCUCACCCAGACCUCCCUCUGUCCUCACCCACACCUCCCUCUGUCCUCACCCACACCUCCCUCUGUCCUCACUCAGACCUCCCUCUGUCCUCACCCACACCUCCCCCUGUCCUCACCCACACCUCCCCCUGUCCUCACCCAGACCUCCCUCUGUCCUCACCCACACCUCCCUCUGUCCUCACCCACACCUCCCUCUGUCCUCACCCACACCUCCCUCUGUCCUCCCCCAGACCUCCCCCUGUCCUCACCCAGACCUCCCCCUGUCCUCACUCAGACCUCCCCCUGUCCUCACUCAGACCUCCCCCUGUCCUCACCCAGACCUCCCUCUGUCCUCACUCAGACCUCCCCCUGUCCUCACCCAGACCUCCCCCUGUCCUCACCCACACCUCCCUCUGUCCUCACCCACACCUCCCCCUGUCCUCACCCACACCUCCCUCUGUCCUCACUCAGACCUCCCCCUGUCCUCACCCAGACCUCCCUCUGUCCUCACCCACACCUCCCCCUGUCCUCACCCACACCUCUCCCUGUCCUCACUCAGACCUCCCUCUGUCCUCACCCACACCUCCCCCUGUCCUCACUCAGACCUCCCUCUGUCCUCACCCACACCUCCCCCUGUCCUCACUCAGACCUCCCUCUGUCCUCACUCAGACCUCCCCCUGUCCUCACUCAGACCUCCCCCUGUCCUCACCCAGACCUCCCCCUGUCCUCACCCACACCUCCCCCUGUCCUCACUCAGACCUCCCCCUGUCCUCCCCCAGACCUCCCCCUGUCCUCACCCAGACCUCCCCCUGUCCUCACCCAGACCUCCCCCUGUCCUCACCCACACCUCCCUCUGUCCUCACCCAGACCUCCCCCUGUCCUCACCCACACCUCCCCCUGUCCUCACCCACACCUCCCCCUGUCCUCACCCAGACCUCCCUCUGUCCUCACCCACACCUCCCUCUGUCCUCACCCAGACCUCCCCCUGUCCUCACCCAGACCUCCCCCUGUCCUCACUCAGACCUCCCUCUGUCCUCACUCAGACCUCCCUCUGUCCUCACCCACACCUCCCCCUGUCCUCACUCAGACCUCCCCCUGUCCUCACCCACACCUCCCUCUGUCCUCACUCAGACCUCCCUCUGUCCUCACUCAGACCUCCCUCUGUCCUCACCCACACCUCCCCCUGUCCUCACUCAGACCUCCCUCUGUCCUCACCCACACCUCCCCCUGUCCUCACUCAGACCUCCCCCUGUCCUCACCCAGACCUCCCUCUGUCCUUACCCAGACCUCCCCCUGUCCUCACUCAGACCUCCCCCUGUCCUCACUCAGACCUCCCCCUGUCCUCACUCAGACCUCCCCCUGUCCUCACUCAGACCUCCCUCUGUCCUCACUCAGACCUCCCUCUGUCCUCACUCAGACCUCCCUCUGUCCUCACUCAGACCUCCCCCUGUCCUCACUCAGACCUCCCUCUGUCCUCACCCACACCUCCCCCUGUCCUCACUCAGACCUCCCCCUGUCCUUACCCAGACCUCCCCCUGUCCUCACUCAGACCUCCCCCUGUCCUCACCCACACCUCCCUCUGUCCUCACCCACACCUCCCCCUGUCCUCACCCACACCUCCCCCUGUCCUCACUCAGACCUCCCCCUGUCCUCACUCAGACCUCCCUCUGUCCUCACUCAGACCUCCCUCUGUCCUCACCCACACCUCCCCCUGUCCUCACUCAGACCUCCCUCUGUCCUCACCCACACCUCCCCCUGUCCUCACUCAGACCUCCCUCUGUCCUCACUCAGACCUCCCCCUGUCCUCACUCAGACCUCCCCCUGUCCUCACCCAGACCUCCCUCUGUCCUCACUCACACCUCCCUCUGUCCUCACCCACACCUCCCCCUGUCCUCACUCAGACCUCCCCCUGUCCUCACCCAGACCUCCCUCUGUCCUCACUCACACCUCCCUCUGUCCUCACCCACACCUCCCUCUGUCCUCACUCAGACCUCCCCCUGUCCUCACUCAGACCUCCCUCUGUCCUCACCCACACCUCCCUCUGUCCUCACUCAGACCUCCCCCUGUCCUCACCCAGACCUCCCCCUGUCCUCACUCAGACCUCCCCCUGUCCUCACCCAGACCUCCCCUGUCCUCACCCAGACCUCCCCCUGUCCUCACCCAGACCUCCCCCUGUCCUCCCCCAGACCUCCCCCUGUCCUCACCCAGACCUCCCUCUGUCCUCACCCACACCUCCCCCUGUCCUCACUCAGACCUCCCUCUGUCCUCACCCAGACCUCCCCCUGUCCUCACCCAGACCUCCCCCUGUCCUCACUCAGACCUCCCCCUGUCCUCACUCAGACCUCCCCCUGUCCUCACUCAGACCUCCCUCUGUCCUCACCCACACCUCCCCCUGUCCUCACCCACACCUCCCCCUGUCCUCACCCAGACCUCCCUCUGUCCUCACCCACACCUCCCCCUGUCCUCACCCAGACCUCCCCCUGUCCUCACUCAGACCUCCCUCUGUCCUCACUCAGACCUCCCUCUGUCCUCACCCACACCUCCCCCUGUCCUCACCCACACCUCCCCCUGUCCUCACCCAGACCUCCCCCUGUCCUCACCAGACCUCCCCUGUCCUCACUCAGACCUCCCCCUGUCCUCAUCCAGACCUCCCCCUGUCCUCACUCACACCUCCCCCUGUCCUCACCCACACCUCCCCUGUCCUCACCCACACCUCCCCCUGUCCUCACCCACACCUCCCCCUGUCCUCACCCAGACCUCCCUCUGUCCUCACCCACACCUCCCCCUCCUCUCACCCAGACCUCCCUCUGUCCUCACUCAGACCUCCCUCUGUCCUCACUCAGACCUCCCCCUGUCCUCACUCACACCUCCCCCUGUCCUCACCCACACCUCCCCCUGUCCUCACCCACACCUCCCCCUGUCCUCACCCAGACCUCCCUCUGUCCUCACCCACACCUCCCCCUGUCCUCACCCAGACCUCCCUCUGUCCUCACUCAGACCUCCCUCUGUCCUCACUCAGACCUCCCCCUGUCCUCACCCAGACCUCCCUCUGUCCUCACCCACACCUCCCCCUGUCCUCACCCAGACCUCCCUCUGUCCUCACUCAGACCUCCCUCUGUCCUCACUCAGACCUCCCUCUGUCCUCACUCAGACCUCCCUCUGUCCUCACCCACACCUCCCCCUGUCCUCACUCAGACCUCCCUCUGUCCUCACCCACACCUCCCCCUGUCCUCACUCAGACCUCCCCCUGUCCUCACCCAGACCUCCCUCUGUCCUCACUCACACCUCCCUCUGUCCUCACCCACACCUCCCCCUGUCCUCACCCAGACCUCCCUCUGUCCUCACCCAGACCUCCCCCUGUCCUCACUCACACCUCCCUCUGUCCUCACCCAGACCUCCCCCUGUCCUCCCCCAGACCUCCCCCUGUCCUCACUCACACCUCCCCCUGUCCUCACCCAGACCUCCCUCUGUCCUCACCCAACCUCCCCCUGUCCUCACUCACACCUCCCUCUGUCCUUACCCAGACCUCCCCCUGUCCUCACUCACACCUCCCUCUGUCCUCACCCAGACCUCCCCCUGUCCUCACCCACACCUCCCCCUGUCCUCACCCACACCUCCCUCUGUCCUCACCCACACCUCCCCCUGUCCUCACUCAGACCUCCCUCUGUCCUUACCCAGACCUCCCCCUGUCCUCACCCAGACCUCCCCCUGUCCUCACCCACACCUCCCCCUGUCCUCACUCAGACCUCCCCCUGUCCUCACCCACACCUCCCCCUGUCCUCACCCACACCUCCCCUGUCCUCACCACACCCUCCCUCUGUCCUCACUCAGACCUCCCCCUGUCCUCACCCAGACCUCCCCUGUCCUCACUCAGACCUCCCCCUGUCCUCACCCACACCUCCCCCUGUCCUCACUCAGACCUCCCCUGUCCUCACUCAGACCUCCCCCUGUCCUCACUCAGACCUCCCCCUGUCCUCACCCAGACCUCCCCCUGUCCUCACUCAGACCUCCCUCUGUCCUCACUCAGACCUCCCUCUGUCCUCACUCAGACCUCCCUCUGUCCUCACUCAGACCUCCCCCUGUCCUCACCCACACCUCCCUCUGUCCUCACUCCUCAGACCUCCCCGUCUCACUCAGUCCUCACCCUCAGACCUCCCCCUGUCCUCACCCACACCUCCCUCUGUCCUCACUCAGACCUCCCCCGUCCUCACUCAGACCUCCCCCUGUCCUCACUCAGACCUCCCCCUGUCCUUCCCAGACCUCCCCCUGUCCUCACUCAGACCUCCCCCUGUCCUCACCCACACCUCCCCCUGUCCUCACUCAGACCUCCCCCUGUCCUCACCCACACCUCCCCCUGUCCUCACUCAGACCUCCCCCUGUCCUCACCCACACCUCCCUCUGUCCUCACUCAGACCUCCCCCUGUCCUCACCCACACCUCCCCCUGUCCUCACCCACACCUCCCCCUGUCCUCACUCAGACCUCCCUCUGUCCUCACUCAGACCUCCUCUGUCCUCACCCACACUCCCCCUGUCCUCACUCAGACCUCCCUCUGUCCUCACCCACACCUCCCCCUGUCCUCACUCAGACCUCCCUCUGUCCUCACCCACACCUCCCCCUGUCCUCACUCAGACCUCCCCCUGUCCUCACCCACACCUCCCCCUGUCCUCACUCAGACCUCCCCCUGUCCUCACCCACACCUCCCCCUGUCCUCACUCAGACCUCCCCCUGUCCUCACCCACACCUCCCUCUGUCCUCACUCAGACCUCCCCCUGUCCUCACCCACACCUCCCCCUGUCCUCACUCAGACCUCCCCCUGUCCUCACCCACACCUCCCCCUGUCCUCACUCAGACCUCCCCCUGUCCUCACCCACACCUCCCCCUGUCCUCACUCAGACCUCCCCCUGUCCUCACCCACACCUCCCCCUGUCCUCACUCAGACCUCCCCCUGUCCUCACCCACACCUCCCCCUGUCCUCACCCACACCUCCCUCUGUCCUCACUCAGACCUCCCCCUGUCCUCACCCACACCUCCCCCUGUCCUCACUCAGACCUCCCCCUGUCCUCACCCACACCUCCCCCUGUCCUCACUCAGACCUCCCCCUGUCCUCACUCAGACCUCCCUCUGUCCUCACCCACACCUCCCCCUGUCCUCCCUCAGACCUCCCUCUGUCCUUACCCAGACCUCCCCCUGUCCUCACUCAGACCUCCCCCUGUCCUCACUCAGACCUCCCCCUGUCCUCACCCACACCUCCCCCUGUCCUUACCCAGACCUCCCUCUGUCCUCACUCAGACCUCCCCCUGUCCUCACUCAGACCUCCCUCUGUCCUCACUCAGACCUCCCCCUGUCCUCACUCAGACCUCCCUCUGUCCUCACCCAGACCUCCCUCUGUCCUCACCCACACCUCCCUCUGUCCUCACUCAGACCUCCCCCCUGUCCUCACUCAGACCUCCCUCUGUCCUCACCCACACCUCCCCCUGUCCUCACUCAGACCUCCCUCUGUCCUCACCCACACCUCCCCCUGUCCUCACUCAGACCUCCCUCUGUCCUCACCCACACCUCCCCCUGUCCUCACUCAGACCUCCCCCUGUCCUCACCCACACCUCCCCCUGUCCUCACUCAGACCUCCCCCUGUCCUCACCCACACCUCCCCCUGUCCUCACUCAGACCUCCCCCUGUCCUCACCCACACCUCCCUCUGUCCUCACUCAGACCUCCCCCUGUCCUCACCCACACCUCCCCCUGUCCUCACUCAGACCUCCCCCUGUCCUCACCCACACCUCCCCCUGUCCUCACUCAGACCUCCCCCUGUCCUCACCCACACCUCCCCCUGUCCUCACUCAGACCUCCCCCUGUCCUCACCCACACCUCCCCCUGUCCUCACUCAGCCUCCCCCUGUCCUCACCCACACCUCCCCCUGUCCUCACCCACACCUCCCUCUGUCCUCACUCAGACCUCCCCCUGUCCUCACCCACACCUCCCCCUGUCCUCACUCAGACCUCCCCCUGUCCUCACUCAGACCUCCCCCUGUCCUCACCCACACCUCCCCCUGUCCUUACCCAGACCUCCCCCUGUCCUCACUCAGACCUCCCCCUGUCCUCACUCAGACCUCCCCCUGUCCUCACCCACACCUCCCCCUGUCCUUACCCAGACCUCCCUCUGUCCUCACUCAGACCUCCCCCUGUCCUCACUCAGACCUCCCUCUGUCCUCACUCAGACCUCCCCCUGUCCUCACUCAGACCUCCCUCUGUCCUCACCCAGACCUCCCUCUGUCCUCACCCACACCUCCCUCUGUCCUCACUCAGACCUCCCCCUGUCCUCACCCAGACCUCCCUCUGUCCUCACCCACACCUCCCUCUGUCCUCACUCAGACCUCCCCCUGUCCUCACUCAGACCUCCCCCUGUCCUCACCCAGACCUCCCCCUGUCCUCACUCAGACCUCCCCCUGUCCUCACCCAGACCUCCCCCUGUCCUCACUCAGACCUCCCCCUGUCCUCACCCACACCUCCCCCUGUCCUCCCCAGACCUCCCCCUGUCCUCACUCAGACCUCCCCCUGUCCUCACCCACCUCCCCCUGUCCUCACCCACACCCCCCUGUCCUCACCCAGUCCUCCCCCCUCACCCACCCUCCCCCUGUCCUCACCCACACCUCCCUCUGUCCUCACCCACACCUCCCCCUGUCCUCACUCAGACCUCCCUCUGUCCUCACCCACACCUCCCCCUGUCCUCACCCAGACCUCCCCUGUCCUCACCCAGACCUCCCUCUGUCCUCACCCACACCUCCCCCUGUCCUCACCCACACCUCCCUCUGUCCUCACCCACACCUCCCUCUGUCCUCCCCCAGACCUCCCCCUGUCCUCACUCAGACCUCCCCCUGUCCUCACUCAGACCUCCCCCUGUCCUCACCCAGACCUCCCUCUGUCCUCACUCAGACCUCCCCCUGUCCUCACCCACACCUCCCCCUGUCCUCACCCACACCUCCCCCUGUCCUCACCCAGACCUCCCUCUGUCCUCACCCAGACCUCCCCCUGUCCUCACCCAGACCUCCCCCUGUCCUCACCCAGACCUCCCCCUGUCCUCACCCAGACCUCCCCCUGUCCUCACCCACACCUCCCCCUGUCCUCACCCAGACCUCCCUCUGUCCUCACCCACACCUCCCCCUGUCCUCACUCAGACCUCCCCCUGUCCUCACCCACACCUCCCCCUGUCCUCACCCAGACCUCCCCCUGUCCUCACCCACACCUCCCCCUGUCCUCACUCAGACCUCCCCCUGUCCUCACCCAGACCUCCCCCUGUCCUCACCCACACCUCCCCCUGUCCUCACCCACACCUCCCCCUGUCCUCACCCAGACCUCCCUCUGUCCUCACCCACACCUCCCUCUGUCCUCACCCAGACCUCCCCCUGUCCUCACCCAGACCUCCCCCUGUCCUCACCCACACCUCCCCCUGUCCUCACCCAGACCUCCCUCUGUCCUCACCCACACCUCCCCCUGUCCUCACUCAGACCUCCCCCUGUCCUCACCCACACCUCCCCCUGUCCUCACUCAGACCUCCCCCUGUCCUCACUCAGACCUCCCCCUGUCCUCACUCAGACCUCCCCCUGUCCUCACCCACACCUCCCCCUGUCCUCACCCACACCUCCCCCUGUCCUCACUCAGACCUCCCCCUGUCCUCACUCAGACCUCCCCCUGUCCUCACUCAGACCUCCCCCUGUCCUCACCCACACCUCUCCCAGAGAAUAUGAUUAA